GAAAUGGAAUGAAAUAGAGACGUUGGAGCGCGAGUGAGGAAGAAAAGAUGUUACAGUUUCCGGCUUACAUGACUCAGUACCCACUCUCGACCAGGACUAUUCCGACGUCAUUUCUUCUACCCUCUCAGUGGCCCCAUCCCCAAAACGAAGAACUCCUCCUCGCCAUGGAAGAGUCCGAUUUCGAAGAAAAGUGCAAUGAGAUUAGGAAGAUGAACAGCAACCUCAUUGUGAUAGGGAAAACCACAAAUGAAAAUGAUAAAGAAGAUUUUGACAAUGAGGCAGAUGACGAUGAUGCUGACAAUGUAGAGGAAUCUGAGGGUGAAGAAUUUGAGCAAGAAACUGGUUGAGAAAGUUCCACAUCAGUGGCCAGUUAUAUUCUGUUUGUAUUAUUUGGGAGUGCUAGUCCAAAUCUUUGUAUCGAGUUUUUCUUCUAUUCGGUUUUUCGACCUAGUAUUAACCAUUGGCUUUUCAUUCAUAUAGAACUUUGUAUUAUAUAUUAAUCUUCAAGUAGCCUAGCCAAUGAUUAACGAUAUCUAAAUUAAGAU
Messenger RNA from Vigna umbellata (rice bean), 545 nucleotides. Its product is annotated as transcription termination factor. NCBI's taxonomy places the organism in Eukaryota, Viridiplantae, Streptophyta, Magnoliopsida, Fabales, Fabaceae. Gene Ontology annotation, biological process: regulation of mitotic cell cycle spindle assembly checkpoint. Gene Ontology annotation, cellular component: anaphase-promoting complex. The record is from RefSeq and is a predicted model, not a curated record.